CUGUAAGCAGGUGAAGGAUGGACUGACAGAGCCCCAGCAGUUUCUUCUCCACCCAGGGCCGAGGGGCUCAGCCUGCAGGGAAGGAGCCAUUUUUGGACACAAACAUCCCUCUGGCUGCGGCGAGGGGAGAGGAGCUGCCGCAGAUCGAACCCGCUCCUGGAGGGGAAAAUCCCGCUUCGGUUUGGUGUCUAAUUAGAUAUUUACCAGGAAGGAAGGAAAGAUAUAAAUAGGGUGACAGUGACUUCAAAGGGUGUUUUUUUGACUUCUAAGAAUAACACCUUUGCUGGCGCCGAUUUCGGGAAUAUCGGCUGUGCCUGGGUGUGAAAGACGGAGGAGGUGUCGCAGCUCGGUCGGCAGCCAAGGGAGCAAACCCAGACCCCAGCCCCCGUCCGGCCCCACGGGACCAGCUGAGGAAGGGACAGAGCCCGUGGGAAGCUCAGCUGCAUCCACAGGGACACAGCAGGGGCAGUUUGGGGGAGACCGCCGGUGCUGCAACGUGUGGCACCAUGGGGACCCCACCCCUGUCCCCAUGGGCAGUGCUGGUGCUCACCCUGGUGCUGCUGGGACUCUGGGCUCCCUGCGUGGUGAGCAGGCGGCCCAACUUCAUCGUCAUCCUGGCCGAUGAUGUGGGCUGGGGGGAUCUGGGCGCCAACUGGGCAGAGACGAAGGAGACCCCGCGUUUGGAUCAGUUGGCUGCCGAAGGAACAAGGUUCGUGGAUUUCCACUCAGCUGCCUCCACGUGCUCCCCGUCCCGCGCCUCGCUGCUCACGGGGCGCCUGGGGGUGCGCAACGGGGUCACCCACAACUUCGCCAUCUCCUCGCUCGGGGGCCUCCCCCUCAACGAGACCACCCUGGCCGAGGUCCUGCGGGAGGCUGGCUACAGCACGGGGGCUAUAGGCAAGUGGCACCUGGGACACCACGGCCGCCAUCACCCCAACUCCCGCGGCUUUGACUACUACUUUGGGAUCCCCUACAGCCAUGACAUGGGCUGCACGGACAGCCCUGGCUACAACGUGCCGCCCUGCCCGCCCUGCCCGCGGCACAGCACCGCUGCCAGGGUGGCGAGGAAGGACUGUUACACAGAGGUUGCCCUGCCUCUCUUCGAGAACGUCACCAUCGUCCAGCAGCCCGUGGAGCUGGGCAGCCUGGCCAGGCGCUACGCGGAGGAGGCAGAGCGCUUCAUCCAGAGGGCCAGUGACAGCGGACGUCCCUUCUUCCUCUACCUGGCCCUGGCCCACAUGCACGUCCCGCUGGCCCCCCCGCUGCCCCCUGCUCCGGGCAGGGGCAUCUACGGAGCCUCCCUGGGCGAGAUGGAUGCGCUGGUGGGACAGAUAAAGGAGGUCGCUGACAGCCUCGGCAGGGGCAGCACGCUCCUGUGGUUCACAGGUGACAAUGGCCCCUGGGCACAGAAGUGUGAGCUGGCAGGACGCCUAGGGCCAUUCGUGGGUGCCUGGCAGAGGCAGCGAGGUGGGAGCUCAGCGAAGCAAACAACCUGGGAAGGAGGGCACAGGGUGCCAGCCCUGGUGUACUGGCCUGGCCGUGUCCCUGCCAGGAGGACGAGCCACGCUCUCCUCAGCAUCCUGGACAUCUUCCCCACGCUGGUGGCCCUGGCUGGGGCAGCACUGCCCCCAAACAGGCGCUUUGAUGGCUUGGAUGUGUCCCCAGUUCUCUUUGGCUGGUCGGAUGUGGGGCACAAGGUUCUGCUGCACCCCAACAGCGGCGCUGCGGGGAAGGCGGGCGAGAUCGAGGCGCUGCGGCUGGCUCAGUACAAGGCGUUCUACACCACAGGAGGGGCCAUGGCCUGUGAUGGCAGCACCGGGCCGGCGCAGCAGCACCAACCACCCCUCAUUUUCAACCUGGACCGCGACAUCCAGGAGCAGGAGCCUCUGGACGUGGCAUCCAGGGAGUACCAGGCAGUGCUGCCUGCCAUCAGCAGGGCUUAUGCCCAAGCUCUGCAGGACAUUGCAGCAGACAAUAUCUCGGUUGCAGAUUAUUCCCAGGAUCCAGCUGCAAUUCCCUGCUGCAACGUGCAGCACGUGGGCUGUCGGUGCCACGGGGCCUCGGAUCCCCACGGGGAGAGGAGAAAACCACGGCUCUGCCUUUAAGCAAAUAAUUGCUCAGGCUGCUCCUUUCCCACGGGUGGUGUCUGUGAAUUCCAGGCUGGAGGUGGCCAUGGAGAGGGAUGGAGGCUCUGGUUCCCUUUGCUCCGUGCUGGGAAGAGGGAGCUGAGUUGGGUGUGGGCCUGGGGGAGCUCACAGAGGGUCCCCUUUGGACGUUGGGCAUGUGGAAGGCUUUUUGUAGGGCUCUUUAUCUGGGAAAGCUCUUGCAUUAAAACUACCUUCUGUGAGAGCUGGCUUUGGGAGAGGAUUCCUUUGGGAAAUUUGCUUGGUUUUCCUCUAAACAGAAACCUUACAGGAGCAGCUGUGGGAGCACAAGGCAAGGGAGGAUGGGGCUCACAGCCUCUGGGCAAUCAGCCCUUCUGCUGCAGAGACCCUGGAAGUUUGGUGGCUGCAGAGAGAAAAUUCCUACCUGGCACCAGGGGAGUGCUCUGGGAAUGGAGCACCUGCCCCACACCUGCCUGCUGAGGUUCAUUAGAGGGGUCAUGGCAAGACCCAGCUGGCUGUGGAAGGAAGGAAGGGGGUCCUGGGCUGUCCCUGAGGGCUGCCAUCCACAUGGGAAGGAUGCUCAGCUUGUCCUGCCAUGGUGGAGCUCAGGACUGCACUGUGAUAUGCCAGGGUUUGGGGGAGGCUGUUCCCUGAAGGUGGCAGGGAGACAACUGGGGCUGCUCCCCAUCAGCUCUCAGCAAGGAGGAAGUGCAGCUGUGGGGUUUUGGGAGGUCAGGGAGAGGUCCCUGCCCUGGGGUCUCCCAGCAGAUCAGGGCUCCAGGCAGAGGAGCUGCUGCUGCUGCUGAUCCCUGGGCAGGCACAGAUGGAGCGAAACAGCUCCUGUGGGGCCAUUUCUGGGCAGGUGCAGAGGCCUGGGGAGCUGCAAAGGCAGAAAUGAAGGUGCAACUGAAACCUGAGAAACCUCUGGGAUUUCUCAGCAGCUGAGUGAGGGCUCUGAAACCAUUCUGGAUUCUGAUUUACACACCCAAAUCUUUCUUUGGCCGUAAGAGGACUUGUGUGGACUCACCCAGGUGUGCUGCCCUCACCCCAGCCCCAAAACCCCUCCCACUCCCCAAACUUAAUCCAGACCUUUAGGGCCCCAAAAAGAACAGCAGGAGCUGCC
Vidua chalybeata is the source of this 3228-nucleotide messenger RNA. RefSeq names its product arylsulfatase G (gene ARSG). Lineage: Eukaryota; Metazoa; Chordata; Aves; Passeriformes; Viduidae. Gene Ontology annotation, molecular function: arylsulfatase activity. The record is from RefSeq and is a predicted model, not a curated record.